UCAAAGUUUAGGGCGUGGACAUUCGUCAUUUUGAUGAUCAAUUCCCAGCCCUUUCAAAAUUCAAACCCUAAAUCCUUUUUGGCGCUCCCAAUUUUGCAUCAAGAACUCAAAUUUUCCAAAUAAGCAAAAUCUCCGCGGUUCAAGAUCUUCACUUUUCAAUCUCUGACAUUCAAUUUUCUACCCUUCUUGCUGAAUUAAGCUUUCGGUUGCCUUAUUCAAUGGACCCAGACGUCGACGUUUCGCGGUGGGUCAUCGAGCUUCUCCUUCGGGACCGCGAGAAGGAUUGCAUUGCCAAGAGGCUCCUCGCAGUCGCACCCUUCUCGGACCAAGACUUUCGCUUGAAGAAGACCGUACUCCUCCGGACGAUCGAGUGCGAAGUCUACGAAGCUUCGGUCUCCGAAACGAUCCUCGAAACGCUUGAAAUGAUUGAGGAUUUGGAUAUCAGAGAAGGCAUUGCCACCACGGAAUCCAUGAAAGCCGCCUACUGCUCUGUGGCCACUGAGUGUACGGUCAAGUUCUUAGUGGGUUUUAUGGGAAAGCCUAGUGGGAAAUACUUGGAGGCCGUGGAUCGGAUUUGGAGAGGGAGGGUUGGGGUUUUGGAGCGGUCUGGGAGGAGCCAGUUGGUAUCGGCGGAGUUGAGGCAUCGAAUGGAGGAGAUCGAGGCAGGGGUUUGGGAUUUGCGAGUGUCGAAGAAGUUGUCGAGUAUGAACACGAGGAAUGAUGCGCUGAGAUCGGUUUCGGUUUAUGUAAAGGAAGCUUUGGCGUUGUUAGGACCUCCGUUUAUUACUUGGGCUAUUAGAUUGAAUGUGCCCAUGGAAGUUGCCGACUUGGAAGCUGAUCACAUUGCAGUGGUCAAUGAGGUUAAUGUGGGUGGUGGGUCUGAAUUCGAAGGGCAAAUGGGGAAGGGGGCUAAUGCGCGUAAUGGGCCUGAAUUGGAGGUACAAAUGGCGAAUGGGGCUAAUGCGGGGGAAGGUUGUUCUGACUUGGAGGCUCAAAUGGUGAAUGGAGCUAAGGGUGAUGGUGGGUCUGAAUUGGAGACUCAAAUAGCGAGUAGAGCUAAUGUGGGUGGUGGUGGGUCUGAAAUGGAGGCUCAACUGCGGGACGAGGCAAAUGUGGGGCCCAGUGGAUCGGAGUUAGAAGAUGAAGUGGUGAGGGUGACUAAUGUGGGUGGUCGGUCCGAUAUGGAGGUGCAAAUGGAGAAUGGGACUGGUGUGGGUGAUAAGUCUGAAUUGGAGGAGCAAAUGAUUAAUGGGACUAAUGUGGGUCACGGGUUCCAGUUGGAGGAGCAAACUAAGAAUGGGACUAAUGUGGCCGGUCACUCUGAAUUGGAGGCACAAAUGGUGAGUAGAGGUAGAGCAAAUGUGGUCGAUGGGUCUGAGCCAGAAGCACAAACUGGUAAUGGGACUAAUGAGAGUGAUGGGUCUCAAAGGCAUGCACAAACUACGAAUGGGUCUAAUGUGGGUAGUCAGUCUGAGUUGGGGGCGCAGCCAGUGAAUGGGGCUAAUGUACGUGAUGGGUGUACAUAUGAGGGGCAAAUGGUCAACGGGGCUAAUGUUAGUAAUGGGUCUGAAUUGGGUCCUAUAUUGGUUGCAGUCCCAUUGAAGGAAGUUCGGGUAGGGAGCUCGCUGCCUACUGUGAGCCGGGGCUUGGUUUUGAAUGAUUUGGUUGAAAUAGAUUCUGGAUUCAGAAACAGAGAAGUACACAGGUCGGCUGAUGAUCAGGCUCCUGGUCAAGUGAACGAGACAGGCUUGGCUAUACCUGGUCGGAAUGGGGAGCUGGGUCUCAGUAUUGACCAUUCCACGAAAGAUAAAGAAAAUCAGAGGUCUGCUAUGCCUAGACGCAAGCACCUUGCUCAUAGACGCACCAGAGGACCGAUUAGGAUUAGGGAUGCUGAAGAUUUAGGCACAGAUGUAUCAGAUGGAAAAUAUGGUUCCUUAGAUACCCCUGAAGUUAACAGAGCACAGGAAGCACUUAAAUCCAGUAUUUCGGAGCUCCAAGAAUUAGUAACAGAUCCACUUCCAGAUGCUUUGCGAGUGUCUGAAACUGUAAGAUCUAGUUUGGCAAUGAGAUCUGUAAGUCACGUAAAUGGAAAAGAUGUAGGUGCAGAAAAUCCAUCUAUCGAGAAGGGUGCUGAGCCUGUUCAAUCUAAUAAUGAUAAUGUUGGAAAUCUUCCAUCCAGACAUCAGAAUGAUCCUCAAUCUAGUGGAAUAGAAAAGGAUGUUCCAAAUCCGCCUGUUGACCCGGGAGGCACUGAGUCUCUUCAAACUGAUGCUGCCAAUCUUAGAAAUCCUUCUUUCAGUAAUCAGACUAACGUUGCUCGUCCUAGCUUGGCGGAACGUAAUAGUACAACCCGUACUUUCGAGUGGGAGGAAUCGAUAAAUACAUCACAAGAAGGAACAAAGAAAGAUGCGGGCAGGCUUCACCUUCCUAGCCCAAAGAGGACUGCUGUAUCUCCUUUGAAGAAGCAUGAGGAUACGAGAUUUAGUAAGAGAAGAAAAGUUAAAAGAUGGAGCUUAUUGGAAGAAGACACCUUAAGGACUGGUGUACAGAAGUAUGGAGAAGGAAGCUGGAGCCUUAUCUUGAAAAGCUACUAUGAUAUAUUCAAAGAGAGAACUCAGGUUGAUCUGAAGGACAAGUGGAGAAAUAUGAAGGGGUAGCGGCACCUGUGAAUACUCUGCUACUCGGUUGUAUUUUCGUCAUCCCGUACCUUAUCGGACGUGUACAUUUGCUCUUAGCAUAUUCUGUACAACUACAGGAUGUGGAUGCAAGAUGUUUUUUGUAGUGUCCUUUUAUCCACUUGUAUUCUUUGGCUCCUUUUUGCUCCUUGUAUUCGUGGAUGAGCAAUUUAGCACGUGGGGGGUUUGUAGAUUUGCAUAAGAGGAUUUUUUAGUAAGUAUCUGUAUAAAUGUUCCCAUAAAUUUAUAAAUAAUGGAUGUACAGAGAUGGCCUUAAGUUCA
Pyrus x bretschneideri (Chinese white pear) is the source of this 2957-nucleotide messenger RNA. RefSeq lists its product as uncharacterized. The transcript has 5 exons. Lineage: Eukaryota; Viridiplantae; Streptophyta; Magnoliopsida; Rosales; Rosaceae. Bases 219 to 2657 code for a protein of 812 amino acids. The record is from RefSeq and is a predicted model, not a curated record.